Molecule: messenger RNA, 984 nt
Organism: Ustilaginoidea virens
Lineage: Eukaryota; Fungi; Ascomycota; Sordariomycetes; Hypocreales; Clavicipitaceae
Exons: 3
Coding region: 1-984 (327 amino acids)
Source: RefSeq, a predicted model, not a curated record
AUGGCGGCGGCAAAGAAUUUAACCUCCCAGCUGAGCUCCAAGUCGCCGACUAUACGAAGGAUCCUGCGCGAGGCUGCCGAGAUAUCUAGCUCUCCUUCUGCAGAUUACGCAGCGGAACCUCUCGAAUCCGAUUUUUUCGAAUGGCACUUUACUCUUCGCGGUCCUCCCAACUCCGUCUAUGGUGAAGGGCUCUAUCAUGGACGAAUAGUCCUUCCGUCGACGUAUCCUUUGCGACCCCCCAGUUUCCGCUUCAUGACGCCGAAUGGUCGGUUUGAGGCGAACCGGGAGAUAUGCCUAAGCAUCAGUGGUCACCACGAGGAGACAUGGCAGCCGGCAUGGGGCAUAAGGACCGCAAUUGUAGCAUUGAGGAGCUUCAUGGAAACCGACGCUCGUGGACAACUGGGAGGCUUAGAUACGACUGACGAAGUGCGGCGUCGUCUAGCUCGCGAAUCCCGAGACUUCAGGUGCUCAACAUGUGGUCGAUCAAACCUUGAGAUCAUCACUUUAUCUGAACAGCAAGUCAGUCAAUUGGCUGUGCCUUCUGGAAAGGACAUACAAGUUCCGACGGAGCUUAGCAUGGCGUGGAAAGAUGAAAUGAUAACGAAGCGUCCAGUUGGCGAUGGUCAUUCAUUGCCCAGUGAUCGGCUCGACAACGGGUCGCAAGAUGGGGACUCGGAUGCUGCUGAAACCACCGAAGUCUUCGCUCAAACAUCUGCUAAUCCACAAACACGUGGUAAAUCCCAGGAGUCGUCGACCCAUGGUAAUGAGCCGUCGAGUUCUACAUCUCCCAGACACGAUGAGGGUCAUGCGCCGACCACCAGCAGAGUAACUGAGGCAGCGGCGUCAGAACAAGCCUUGACUCGAAGGCCGCCACGUACAUUGCAGCCACAUGAUGAAGGUGUUCCAUUGUGGGUGGAUCGAGCCAUUGUAGCUUUGGUCAUUGUCUUGAUAGCACUGCUCCUCAAAGUAUUAGUAGGUUUUUAA